Messenger RNA from Pimephales promelas (fathead minnow), 2475 nucleotides. It is a transcript of the gene cacng6a, whose product is annotated as calcium voltage-gated channel auxiliary subunit gamma 6a. Gene Ontology annotation, molecular function: calcium channel regulator activity; voltage-gated calcium channel activity. NCBI's taxonomy places the organism in Eukaryota, Metazoa, Chordata, Actinopteri, Cypriniformes, Leuciscidae. Gene Ontology annotation, biological process: calcium ion transmembrane transport; regulation of calcium ion transmembrane transport via high voltage-gated calcium channel. The record is from RefSeq and is a predicted model, not a curated record. Gene Ontology annotation, cellular component: membrane; L-type voltage-gated calcium channel complex.
CAGCAAACCUAAAAAAAAUCAUUGAUAUCAUACCCGGACAUGGGCGUGAUCUUUUUCAGACGCAAACAACCCCCACCCACCCAACUAGUGGUGUGCCAUUUCGAAGUCCUCCCUCUUUAAACCCCUCUUACGUACAUUCUCUCCGUCUCAAAGAAAACCCCUCUGCAAACCGGCCUGCACGUAUUAUUCGACACUCGACAGAGUAACCAGUCUGACCAACCCCUGACUUCAUCACCUCCUCAUCAUCAUUCCCAUCUUCAAGCUGUAUUAGCACUCAAUUGUGUGAAUGGGCAAUGCCUGCAGCUCCCAGCUUCCUUCAGCUGUCUAUCUGGCCUUAACGCCUCCAUAAUUAACAUCCUCCGCUGCAUCUUCCUCUGACAAAGCCUGUCACACCUCUACAUAUGAAACACAUUAGACUGACCUAGAUUUAUCUUGCAGGAUCAAUCUAACUCAGACUUUUCCAGCACUAACUAUAUUUGUUUGACCUCCCAUCUGAUUAUUUUGUCCUCAAUCAUCUAAGAAGACUUAAAUAUCCUUUCAAAAUAAGCUGCUGCCUCUCAUUCACUUAUUUGGAUCUCUGAAGCUGCAAAUCAAUCAUGUGGUCCACGUUCAUCGUGCAGGAUGAAGAGGUAAGGACAGGGAAUGCAUCUGCUGGGGUACACCAACCUGCGCUGGAAGGGUUUUUGGGAUCACGGGGCGGCGGGCGCAAGCGCCGACAUAGAACACACUCCAAUUCUGGAGAUGGAAUCAGCGAAAGCCAAGAGGGCAAAAUCAAGCUGACGUUAUUCUUGGCUGUAACCGGCAUUAUGCUCACUGUGCUAGGGGUGGGCACAGAGUUCUGGGUGGAACUUACACCACCCAAGAACUUCGACAACAAUCAGACUUGUCUGGUAGCACAUUAUGGCUUAUGGAAAUGCUGUACCAAGACAUUCGGGCUGUCAGAUAUGGACCCAAAGCAGGAGAUCUGUGGGCCUACGCAUGCACAUGGAGAAUCCAAUUGCACCUUCUUUAAGUUCUACACCACUGGAGAAAACAUUGUCCUAUUUCAGAAAACGCCAGAAAAGGAUCUGACAGUAGCAUCGGCUGUGUUAGCUAUCAUUAGUCUUUUCCUGAUGGUGAUGGGAGCUAUGUGCAUUAUCAUGGCAGUAGGCAAAGGUGUUCAGUUCUUCUUGAAGCCAGCCUCAGCUUGCUUCAUACUGUCAGGUGUCCUAAUCUUCCUCUGCCUCAUAAUUUUCCACCAAUCAGUGCUUUUAUUCUUAGCAAGUGACCAAUCCAUACCUCUACGCCAUGAAAUGUCAUGGUCAGUGACGUGUGUGGGCUGUGCAGGGGCUCUGGCUGUUGUUGCUGGGGUCUUCUUCUUGGUCCUUGCUCUUCCAUACAGUCCAUGGAAAAGGUGCCUACCUAAGAAGAACAGUGACAUCUAGUGGUGUGGAGGCUGAAGUGUGCUUCUCAUUCAGAUUGCACUGAAUCUUACUGAUAAUGUGGAACGUAUAACAACAGUCCCAUGCAUCCUGGUGAAUCUGGGAAAAAGGGGUUCAUGAACUGUACACACACACACAUACAAACACACACAACCAAACAGUGGUUGGCAAUGUGAUUAUAGAUGAGUUGGCACAGGAGAGUAUGGUGCUGGAAACGUAACAGGAGGUGACCCAGACAUUUUUGCAGAUUAUAUGUUGUACCAUCUUUUGUGUAAAACUCAUGUGGAAUAUUUCAUUUUUUUAACUAUUCCUUUUAUUAGUUUGUUUGUAAAUGAUAUAAUAUUCUAUGACAAAUAUAAUAUAGCAUAACAUUUGAUGCUGUAUAUUUUGAUUAGCUUUAUAUACCAGAUGGGCUGUUUAGAGAAGAAGACCUUGGAUACUUUAUUUGGAUACUGUUUCAUUUAACCUUUUCUGAAGAUCAUAAUAUAAUAUUUAAAAUCUAGGACUAUAAUUUUGGAAUUUUGCUCAAAUAUAAUUGUAGUGUAAAUGCCUUAUUUGGCAUGAUUGGGUUUCCAGACCAGAGGCAAAGUGAAAUGGAUUGUAACUUUACAAUUGUAGUAACCGAAAUUAAGCUAAUUUAUGUAUGUUUUGUAUUAUAUUUAUGUUUCUAAAGACAUUUACAAUCUUUGACCAAGUCUUGGCAAAGUACAUACCCAAAACACCUACCUUUUCUCCUUCAUGGAAAUCAGCUUCUAUGCCUCCAUGUUAUUUUUUUGUACCCAUGGUGAAGGAAAUAAGAGAACCACUUGAAACCCACAACAAAGCUGCUUGAGAUACAUCAGUGAAUUUAUUCUGCUGCCGGUCGACACUGAUUGUUUAUUAACAGCAAUGCCUUUGACGUGAAGCAACCACAUGGAAUCUCCCAUUGCAUAUUUGAAAAACAGCAUGAUCGCUCACUUUUUCUUUUACUUAUUUAUUUUUUAUUUUUUUAGUAGUGGACAAAACUGCUGCAUUGUCAAUAAAUCAUAAAUAAAAUAAUGAUUAUUUACUGGAA